Messenger RNA from Entrophospora sp. SA101, 657 nucleotides. The record is from the annotation of a GenBank genome assembly. Lineage: Eukaryota; Fungi; Glomeromycota; Glomeromycetes; Entrophosporales; Entrophosporaceae.
UUGGAUACGCAAAUUGGAGAAAUUAUUGAAAUUUACCUUCCUAUGGAAAUUAACUUAUCAGAUGAUUUUUUUAAAAAGUUAGACAGAAAUAUUAGAGAUGAAGUAGAAAAUACAACCAAAAUUUUUCGUGAGGAUCUUGGAAUUAAUUCAGAAGAAGAACUGAAAUAUAUUAAAAAAAUGUCUAUAUUUGGUGUUUCACGAAAUAUUGGUGGUAAUAAUUUAAAUGUUUGUGCUUUAAUGACUAAUGUAGUGGCUUCACGAAAACUUAAUUACCAAACUGGCUGCUUGGGUUUUAUUAUGCCUAAAAGUCUCUUAUUUAAUGCUUCUUAUGAAGGAUUUCGUCCUUUUAUAUUAGAAAGUAGCGAAAGAUUAUAUUUACAAAAAUAUUUUAAUUUUGAUAAUGUUAAGAAACCUUUUGAAGAAGUUGACUUAAAAUUUGGUGUUUAUUUCUACUCUUCUCAAAAAGCAGAUUAUCAGAAAGGAAUCAAACAAGUUAUUUUCUCCUCCAAGGAAAAGUUGCAAAAUAAAAAAAGUAAUUUGUUGGUUUCCGUACAAAAAAAUACUAAUGCUUUUUCUGUGGUAGACAACGAAGAAGAGUUAGAGAACUUUAAAUUAAUUCAAGGAGAAUUUGCCUACAAAUUUCGUACUGGUGCUUCC